AUGGAGGCUCCCAGAGAAGCGGCCGCGGAUGCAGUCCCGAGCACGUCAACGGCUUCGGCCGUCGUCCAAGAGCCUCAGCAGCCGCAGCGGGUUGUCGCGUCGCAUCCCCCUCCUCCUCAGCGAAGCGGACUUGCCACACGCGAGCGAUACAAUCACCAGUCGCUCGGCGCAUCGCUGAAUUCCUUGGUCAAGCAUGCGCGAGUGCUCAUGGUGGGCGCUGGCGGCAUCGGGUGCGAGCUGCUCAAAAACCUGGUCCUCACCGGCUUCGGCGAGAUUCACAUCGUCGACCUCGACACGAUCGAUCUGUCCAACCUCAACCGACAAUUCCUCUUCCGACACGAACACAUCAAAAAGUCAAAGUCGCUGGUUGCCAAAGAGGCGGCACAACGAUUCAACCCGAACGUCAAGAUUGUCGCACAUCAUGCCAACAUUAAAGACCUCGAGUUCAGCGUACCCUGGUUUCGCGACUUCAAGAUCGUCUUCAAUGCCCUCGACAACCUCGACGCUAGACGACAUGUCAACAAGAUGUGCUUGGCGGCGGACGUUCCCCUAAUUGAGAGCGGGACGACUGGCUUCAACGGGCAAGUCCAGGUCAUCAAGAAGGGCCUCACUGCUUGCUACGACUGCACUCCCAAGGACACACCCAAGUCGUUUCCCAUCUGCACCAUCCGAAGCACACCAAGCCAGCCGAUCCAUUGCAUAGUAUGGGGCAAAAGCUAUCUACUCAAUGAAAUAUUUGGCGUCAGUGAGGAUGACUUUGAUCACUCAGCGGAUGCGGAUAACGCUCAUGAAAUCGAGGAGCUGAAGAAAGAGUCAGAGGCACUUAAGCAGAUCCGAGAAUCAAUCGGGACACCGAAAUUCCCAAAGUUGCUGUUUGACAAGGUCUUCAACGCUGAUAUUGAGCGCCUGCGAUCCGCGCCAGACGUGUGGAAGUCGCGGCGCGCUCCUGAGGCGCUCAAGUACGACGAAGUAAUGGCACGGGCUAGCCAGCUUUUCGACUCAAAGGAUGCCAUACUGGCGGACGGUCAGAAGAUCUGGUCACUCGAAGAAAACUUUGUUGUCUUCAACGACAGCCUCGACCGACUUAGCAAGCGGCUGCUUCAAAUGCGGGCGACAAAAGAUGCUUCUGCCCCUGAACCAACAAUUACUUUUGACAAGGACGACGACGAUACUUUGGAUUUCGUAGCAUCCAGUGCAAACAUCCGGUCAACAAUCUUUGGCAUCGACCUCAAGUCUCGAUUCGACAUCAAGCAGAUGGCCGGCAACAUCAUCCCGGCCAUCGCCACUACAAAUGCCAUCGUCGCAGGCCUCUGCGUUCUGCAGUCCUUCAAGGUGCUCAAAGGCGAAUACGGACAGGCGAAAGAGGUAUUCUUGACGCCGUUUGCCAACGCACGACUGCUGGCUCCAGACAGGAAUCGGGAACCGAACCGCGAUUGUCCCGUCUGUGGUGUUUACUACACCAGCGUCAUUGUUGACUUGAACCGGGCAACACUUAGAGACAUUGUCGAGGGCCUUGUCAAGAAUCAGUUCGGUUAUGGAGACAAGGAAUUUGCCGUAAGCUACAAGGUCGGCGACGAGCUCCGCAGUGUUUAUGAUCCCGACGACAGGGACAAUCUGGGCAAGAAGCUUACAGAGCUCGGCAUCAAAGGAGGCACUUUCCUCACCAUCUCCGAUUGGGAUGACGAACUUGUCGAUGUUACAAUUGAUAUUCAGGAUGGCAUCCUGGAUGACCAAAAAGAAUCGUUCCGCACAGUACAUGCCGGCCGCCCCGAAAUUCCCCAUAAGCCUCAGAAGCCUUCUGCAGUCGAGGCCGACGGCGAGAGUCACGGCCAACCAAACGGAAAGCAUACCCUAGACGAGGAAGUGGUGGUAGAGGAGCCUAAGGGCGCCAAAAGACCGCCUCCCGAUGAUGAGAGUCCCCCUCUCAAGAGGGCCAAGGUUGCCAGCUCGGACGACGAUGUGGUGGUCGUGGAAGACGCCGGUGGAGCCAUCGUCAUCGAUGAUUAA
Molecule: messenger RNA, 2007 nt
Organism: Trichoderma reesei QM6a
Lineage: Eukaryota; Fungi; Ascomycota; Sordariomycetes; Hypocreales; Hypocreaceae
Exons: 7
Coding region: 1-2007 (668 amino acids)
Biological process (GO): protein sumoylation
Cellular component (GO): cytoplasm; SUMO activating enzyme complex
Molecular function (GO): SUMO activating enzyme activity
Source: RefSeq, a predicted model, not a curated record